AAAGGCUGGAGGCCUUUGUUUUCCAUCACAGCCUUCUCUUCUCUACCUGCAAAUUCUGUUAAGCUUCUUGGGCGAAAAAAUGUCUCUAGUUGGUCAGUUGGAGACUGAUGUAGAGAUCAAGGCUCCUGCUAAGAAGUUUCACGAUAUCUUCAGCUGUAGACCUCACCACAUCUCCAAUGUCUGCCCUGAAAAGAUACAAGGAGUCGAUUUGCAUGAAGGUGAUUGGGGGAAUUCUGGCUCUGUCAUCUGCUGGAAUUAUAUGCAUGAUGGGGUUCCUGAAGUCGCCAAGGAGAUAAUUGAAGCCAUUGAUGACGAGAUCAACUCAACCACUUUUAAAGUGAUCGAAGGACACCUAUUGGAUAAAUACAAAAGCUUCCUUUUCAUUGUGCAAGCCAGUCAGAAGGAAGAGGGCAGCUUGGUGCAUUGGACUUUGAAGUAUGAGAAGGUGAGUGAGGAGGUUCCAGAGCCAAAAGGGAUGCUUAAAUUGGCCAUCGAUGUCACCAAAGAUAUCGAUGCUCACCUUAUAAAGCAGGCUAAUUAAUUAAAUCCGCACUUAUCGCUUAAUCAUGUGCGCUAUAUGUAAUGUACUGGCCUGUUGUCACGGGCUCAGGUUGGGAGCCGAGACAGGGUUGAAUAAUAAAAAGUAUUUUAUUGUGACA
This is a messenger RNA of Mangifera indica (mango), 659 nucleotides long. RefSeq names its product MLP-like protein 43. NCBI's taxonomy places the organism in Eukaryota, Viridiplantae, Streptophyta, Magnoliopsida, Sapindales, Anacardiaceae. The transcript is spliced from 2 exons. The coding region runs from base 80 to 541 and encodes 153 amino acids. Gene Ontology annotation, biological process: defense response. The record is from RefSeq and is a predicted model, not a curated record.